AUUCCAACGACAUCUCUACUUCGAUCACGAUCUCUGUUGCGACGUUUGCGUUCUCGAGAUUGCAUCGGAUGUUUGUCCGGUUGCGCGAUGGCUGAUAUACGGAGCCAGUUGUUUGCUAAUAUCAAGAAGUCGUGGUUGGGAGGAGCGUUCGUUGCCUUCUUUGUGUUUUGGAUCACGUUGUGGGCAAUUGAUUCGCAUCGAACAAACAGAUUACUGACCCAAAGUAUCGGGUCGCCGUCAUAUCCAUCAAGUUUAGCAACCCCACUUGGUACGGAUUCGAAUCGGCCAUUGAUCCUCUACGCAUUCUUUGAUAGUCAGAAUGCACGCAUGAACCUCCGGUUCUUCAUUGCACAUGCUCUUCAUGAUGCCGCCGAUUUUAUGUUUAUCUUCAAUGGCGAGACUGAUGCUAUGAAUUUGCUUCCAAAUGCAACGAAUAUUCGCUUCGUUCAGAGACCGAACGAAUGUUACGACCUGGGGUCUUAUGCAGCUGUACUUGUUGCUGAUGACUUGUACAAGCAGUACAGCCGUUUCAUUUUGAUGAAUGCUAGUAUCCGAGGACCGUUUAUACCGUAUUGGUCUGAAGGCUGCUGGAGUGAUAUGUACUUGGACAAGAUCACGGAUUCUGUAAAACUUGUCGGAAUGACACUAAACUGCAUCCCAAUCAACCACCUCCAAUCCAUGAUCCUAGCGACUGACACCCUCGGCCUCACGACCCUCCUCUUCCCCACCAACGCAACCAUCGCCACCUUCCGCGCCUCCCUCCCGCCCUACCCCUACACCAACAUACCACCCAACAGCCCCGCCGUCAACGUGCCCCCCAUCGAGCACCCAGGCAUCAACUCCUGCCCGAACGAAUACUGGCACGCCGUCUCAGUCGAGGUCCAUGCUAGCGCCCUGAUAAAAGCCGCUGGCUAUAAGAUCGACGCCAUGAUGGCGGCGUUUCACAAGAGUGAGACGUAUGAGGAGGAGUGCGAGGGAGAUGUUGAUAGUCCGGAUGUGCUUUAUGAGGAGAGUUAUUAUGGGACGAAUUUGCAUCCGUUUGAUACGGUUUUUGCGAAGAGUAAUCGGGGGACGAAUGAGAUGGUGCUGAGAAGGUUGACGGAGUGGACGGAUGGGAGGGGAUAUAGUAGUUAUGAUUUCUGUCGGGCGAGGAAGUGAGG
Messenger RNA from Mollisia scopiformis, 1160 nucleotides. RefSeq lists its product as uncharacterized. Lineage: Eukaryota; Fungi; Ascomycota; Leotiomycetes; Helotiales; Mollisiaceae. The coding region runs from base 88 to 1158 and encodes 356 amino acids. The transcript has 3 exons. The record is from RefSeq and is a predicted model, not a curated record.